Messenger RNA from Aspergillus aculeatus ATCC 16872, 783 nucleotides. Its product is annotated as aminoglycoside phosphotransferase family protein. The record is from RefSeq and is a predicted model, not a curated record. The coding region runs from base 55 to 732 and encodes 225 amino acids. Lineage: Eukaryota; Fungi; Ascomycota; Eurotiomycetes; Eurotiales; Aspergillaceae. The transcript has a single exon.
CUGGUGAUCAAAUGGACGGAUCGCAGCAGCGUUGAGGAAGCGAUCGCCACACAAAUGGCCAGAGCCGCUGGAAUGCCCGUGCCUAAAGUUCUGAAUUACGGCGAACAACUUUACACCGACUGCAACAGAAGAGUUUCUAUCCUGAUGACUCGACUCCCGGGAAUCGACUUGAAUAACUGGGAGGAUACAGAGUAUGAUCCGGAGAGCGAGGAGCCGUGGCUACAGGAGUUGAAGACGUGCGUGCAGACCAUGCGCUUGUGGACGCCCCCUUCCUCACGCCAAAAUUGGGUCUCAUCAGCGAUCGGUACUUGUCUACGAAGUCAACGCGUCCCCGAUCAUAUCAUGGGACCAUUCACAGAUCAGACACAGUUGCAUGACUUUCUGCUAUCCACGGCUUCAAAUCAUGCGUUCAAAUCACAAGCCGAGUUUGAGAAAACCCUGGCAAUGGCAAAGAAAUUGGAUCAACGAAAGUAUAGAAUGGUUUUCAGCCAAGGUGACUUAAAAGCCCAUAAUAUCCUUGUCGGUGACGAUGGUCACCUAACUGGGUUUCUCGACUGGGAGUCUGCGGGUUGGUAUCCAGAAUACUGGGAGUUUACCACGGCUAUGAGAUUCGGGAGGAAUUCCUGGUGGUUCAGAGCAGUGUCUUGGAUUGGAGGCUCUGAGUAUCUUGAGGAACUGGAUUAUGAUCGUGCUCUAAACAACUUGACGGUGGACUCUUAUGUCGCCUUCUAGGACAACAGGUGCUGAGUUUCCGAGGCGGCUGUUCAUCAGCUUGCCUUCGGU